Molecule: messenger RNA, 2284 nt
Organism: Amaranthus tricolor (Joseph's coat)
Lineage: Eukaryota; Viridiplantae; Streptophyta; Magnoliopsida; Caryophyllales; Amaranthaceae
Product: zinc finger BED domain-containing protein RICESLEEPER 2-like
Exons: 5
Coding region: 1-1338 (445 amino acids)
Molecular function (GO): DNA binding
Source: RefSeq, a predicted model, not a curated record
AUGCAUUUGUACUUCCAAUUAAUUGAUUUGACAGUACAGGGAAUGCAAAAGUUUCACACUUUCAUUUCACUGCUGCUGCUGGGCCGUCCCUUACUCUACUCAGUUUCAAAUUGCAAUCCUUUCUACUCAUUACUCAUUUCGUUUUUCUUCAAUCAUCUUCUUCAAUCUUCACAGUUACCUAUAACAAGAGAAAGAGUUGGUGGGGUAGAGAAGGCUGAGUGCAAUCAUUGUAAUAAGCUACUUUCCGCCGGUGCAAAGGCGGGAACUUCUCAUUUGAAGGACCACAUUCAAAGUUGUCGAAAGCGAAUAUGUCAAGAUCUUCGGCAAACAAGAUUAUUCGGUACACAACGUAAUGUGAAUGAUAGUAGUGAUUCUUUGACUUUGGCUCCUUAUGAAUUCUGUCAAGAAGAUGGAAGAAAGGACUUGGCCGAGAUGAUUAUAUUGCAUGAGUACCCCAUUAGCAUGGUUGAGCACUAUGGCUUCAGGAAGUACUCUAAGACUUUACAACCUGGUUUUAAAGUACCGUGUCGUACCACUACUAGGAAGGAUAUAAUGAAGAGAUAUGAGGAUGAGAAGGACAAUAUUCUAGCUUUGUUGAGGAAUGUCAAAAGUCGAAUUUCAUUAACUACGGACAUGUGGACUGCAAGUAAUCAAAGGAAAGGCUAUAUGGCAGUCACUUCACAUUUCAUUGAUAAUGCGUGGAAGUUGCAAAGUCGAAUCAUAAGGUUUCUUUAUGUCCCUGCCCCACAUAAUGCCGAGGUUCUUGCCGAUGCAUUAAAACAAUGCAUUCAAUCGUGGAACUUGGAUUUGAGAUUGGCAUCUAUCACAGUAGAUAAUUGUACGACUAAUGAUGCUAUGAUGAACAUCAUAAAGGACGCUUUCCCAUAUGGUUCUCUACUUUUGGAUGGUGAGUUCUUACAUAUGCGUUGCUGUGCACAUAUACUUAAUCUAAUUGUUCAAGAUGGAUUAAAUGCUGUAGAGUAUGAUGGAGUUAAUCGAAUAAGGGAAAGUGUUGUGUUCUGGACUGGUUCUGAUAAGAGAGUGCAAAAGUUUGAAGGUGUAGCUAAUCAAUUAGCCUCCGGUUACAAAAGGAAAUUAUCCCUUGAUUGUAAAAUUCGUUGGAAUUCAACAUAUGAAAUGCUUUGUGUUGCUAUUAAUUAUAAGGAAGUGUUUGCUGUUUUAAGUGGUCGAGAAAAACUAUAUAACAACCCACCAACUCCUGAAGAUUGGGAAAAAUUUGGGAAAAUAUGUGAGUUAUUGGAAGUGUUUGCUAAACUUACCCUUGAUUUCUCUGCCUCAAAAACUCCUACGGCUAAUAUUUACUUUUCUAAAAUUUGAAAACUUAAAAUUACUCUAUCUACUUGGCUUUCAUCUCCAUAUGAUUAUGUUGUGAAGAUGGCGGAAGUAAUGUUAGAGAAAUAUAAGAAAUAUUGGGAUAGUAUGAAUGGUUUGAUGGGAGUUGCAACUAUACUUGAUCCUAGGUAUAAAAUGGCUCUUAUUCGAUUUUAUUUUGCAAAGUUAUUUGAUAAAUAUGAGUAUGAUAGAGAGGUUAGUAGAAUUAGCAAUCUAUUAAGGAGAUUAGUUGAUGAAUAUGAGUCUAGGAGUGAGAAUAAUCAAAGUAAGAGGCAACUAGCUUCCAAUUUAGCAAGUGGUGGGAAUUCUUGUGAUGAUGUUGAUAUGGAAGAGUUUGCACAAUUUCUAGAGCGAGACAAAAAUCAAACUUAUGAAAAAUCUGAUUUGGAUAAGUAUUUGGAAAAUGCUAACAUACCACUUGAAGAUAAUUUUGAUAUUUUAAAUUGGUGGAAAACAAAUGGAAGCACAUAUCCCGUUCUUCAACAAGUAGCACGGGAUAUUUUGAGUAUUCCUAUUUCUACGGUUCCAUCCGAAUCAGCUUUUAGCACAAGUGGUAGAGUUCUUGAUCUUUAUCGUAGUCGACUACUACCUCAAGCCGUUGAAGCUUUAAUGUGUUCUCAAAAUUGGAUUUGGGCUGCCCUCAAAAAUUGUGGAGAAUUCAAAGACAAGGAUUUUGCUAAAAUUGUUGGAGAGUUGGAAGAAGAAUGCGAAAUGAAAUUUGAUAGUGAUGAAAUUAUUCUGGAUUGAUUUACUUUAGAUGAUUUUGAGUUGAUGUUGAAACUUGAAAUACUUUAUUUUAGUCUUUUAGACAUGUAUAUUUGUUUGAGACUUUGAUUAUGUGUUUGUUUGAGACUUCGGAUAUAUGUUUGUUUGAAUUGAGACUUUGGAUAUGUGUUUUUCUUUGAGACUUUGGAGUUCGGAUAUGUUUUAU